This is a messenger RNA of Camelina sativa (false flax), 1668 nucleotides long. RefSeq names its product receptor-like protein kinase BRI1-like 3. Gene Ontology annotation, molecular function: protein binding. The record is from RefSeq and is a predicted model, not a curated record. NCBI's taxonomy places the organism in Eukaryota, Viridiplantae, Streptophyta, Magnoliopsida, Brassicales, Brassicaceae.
AAAAAAAAAUGACACCUCUCUCUCGUCUCUCUCGUUGAUUUUGUUGUCAUUCUUGAGCGGACAAAUAAAAAGAAAAGCCUCUUCGUUUGAAUCCAAUUAUGUGUAUCUAAAAGCUGUGGAAUCUCAAAACCACUGCCCUUUUUUUUUCUUAUGGUUGAAUUUAACAUAUUUCUUUUUGUGUGUGUUUCGGAUCCGACCAUCUCUGCAACAUCGUACUUUGGGAGACAACAGGGUCGAAAGACCAUCUCCAUUGUCUUCUUCACUUGGAGAACUAAAACUCUCUCUCUGCUCUGUCUCUCUGUACUUUCUCCUUUCUCUUUUUUUCCGUAUCUGUCAGCCUUUGAUUCUGCUUUUUUUUUUGUUUCUUCACAAUCUCUCAGCACAUAUACAUUGUUGCGGCGACAGGAUUCAGAUUGGUUAUGGAGGAUAGGGUUUUCUCAUCGAAGUAAUUUGAUCGAACACUUGGUGUGCUAAAAUUAAUAUGAAGCAACGAUGGCAGUUCUUGUUCCUCUGCUUGCUCGUAUUGUUUCUAAUAGUAGACGCUCGUGGCAGACGGCUACUCAGAGACGACGUUAGCGAAGAAGCUGCUCUGUUAACGGCGUUUAAACAAAUCUCCGUUACGUCGGAUCCUAAUAAUUUUCUGGGUAAUUGGAAUUACGGGUCGGGUCAUCAUCAUGACCCAUGUUCUUGGCGAGGCGUCUCUUGCGCUACCGAUGGUGUUGUCACUGGUCUCGAUCUACGAAACGGUGGUCUUACCGGAACCCUAAAUCUCAAUAAUCUGACGGCGUUGUCAAAUCUCCGGGAUCUUUAUUUGCAAGGAAAUAAGUUCUCGUCUGGUGACUCCUCUGUUUCUUCUUCUUCUUCUUCAGGAUGUUCUCUCGAGGUUUUGGAUUUAUCUUCAAACUUGAUUACGGACUCUUCGAUCGUUGAUUACGUUUUCUCCACAUGUUUGGAUCUGGUCUCUGUUAACGUCUCCCAUAACAAGCUCGCCGGGAAAUUGAAGACUUCUCCGUCGUCGACGAGACUAACCACUGUUGAUCUCUCCAACAAUCUCUUUUCCGAUGAGAUUCUGGUGAAUUUCAUAGCGAGUCUCCCGGCGUCUCUGAAACACCUCGAUUUAGCGGCAAACAAUUUCUCCGGCGACUUCUCUCGUCUCGGUUUCGGUCUCUGUGGGAACCUCACCGUGUUCAGUGUAUCACAGAACAACAUCUCCGGCCACAAAUUCCCGAUUAGUCUGUCGAAUUGUAAUCUCCUCGAAACGCUAAACCUCUCUUGGAAGCUGUGGAUGGGGGAAUGUAUAUAGACAUGGAGGAAGACAUGGAUCUAACGGAAGAUGAUUUCAGAAAUGUCUCUGGCCAGUUUUCAGGGGAAACAUCGAGAGUGGAGGUUAAGGAUGCUGUCAAUGUGAGUGUUGAAACCGUGAAAGUGGAUGUUAGUUGUAUCCUUAUUUUUCUUUUUAUGUUGGAGGUUGCUAAUGCUUUCGUUUCUUAAACCUCUGCUUCGAGUGUAGUUUCACUUUAGGAUUGACAUUAUGAACAUGCUUCUAUCAUCAUAUGCUCUGAGAUUUGAAUGCAUGUGAUGAUGUAUUCUUUCUUUGUUUUCUGUAAUUACAUUAUGAACAUGCUUCUAUCAUCAUAUACUCUAAGGAAGAUGAUGACCAUUAUGAUA